AUGACGGACCAGCAAGAGCCCUCUGACAUCUUUGGUCUCGACGAUCCAAACGGCCCGUAUUACCAAGAUGGCAAUAAUCCAAGUAAUGGGGACGCGACGCUGACCGACUCCAAUACCGGAAACCAGCAAUUCUACAGUGAACCUAAUUGGACCUUUCAAGACACUCCUCCUUAUGACACUUACGACACUAAUGCAUUUUACCAAGACGAGUGGAAUCUAGGUCAGCAGCCCGAACUGGACCAUGGCCUCACUCCGCAGCCACCGCCGCCGCAGCAGCCCGCCGCAGUGGCCCCGUCUUCCAUGACAUCCGGUCCGUCGAAUCCACUGCCGACCGUAGGCCCGGUAGUGACCACUACUACGCUACAGAUUCGACCGAACGGCGCGGGUCCGAGAGGCCUUACCGAAGAGCAGCGCCAAAAACUGCAGAAUAUUGCUAUGCCAACCCAACUUCACUAUCGUUCCCCUAAGAGCGAAGCGAGUCCUGAUUCAGCCGGCCCGAUUUACAAGUCUUCUUCCAUAUCGUCGCCCGAGGAUCAGAGCCUGUGCUCCAAGUCGAAUAGUCGCAAGCGGAAGUCGUCAGUGGAACUUGACGACGACGAUGAUGACGAUCUUGAUAGCCACCAGCCAGUGAAAAAGACGGCUCACAACAUGAUUGAGAAGAGAUACCGCACCAAUCUCAAUGAUAAGAUUGCAGCUCUGCGAGAUAGUGUACCAAGUCUACGCAUCAUGUCAAAGAGCGCGAGGGGCGAGGACACGACCGAGGACAGAGAAGAGUUGCACGGCUUAACACCUGCACACAAACUUAAUAAAGCUACGGUCCUAAGCAAGGCUACCGAGUAUAUUAGGCAUUUGGAAAAAAGGAAUAUUCGGCUCGUCGAUGAGAACUCGGCCAUGCAACAGCGAAUAGCUGCCUUCGAGAAACUCUUUAUGGCGGGUGCGAUGAACGGCGCAGUCAGUCCCUUACAGCAAACGACGCCUUCUACGCCUAUACAAUACUCGCAAGAGCCUAAUGGCUACGGUAACUCAACUAUGGGCACAUCGGGUCAGACUGACCCCCAGGGUAUGAUACAAGUACCUGAAGAUAUGAAGCGUAUAAUUGCCGCCCAGUUGGCGACGGGUCAGCCGUAUCCAGUACCGCCAAGGCCGUUUGGUGGUAACCACAAUCCCAAUUUGAUACGUCAGCAGCAAAUCCAACAGCAACAACAUCACAUUCAAGCAAGAGGCUGGCAGAAUGCUGGUCCUUACUUUGGAAAGUUGAUGGUUGGCUCCCUAGCCGGAUUGAUGCUUCUGGAGGCCGUUCGGGAGAACGAGCAAAACAACGAGACGCCAGAGGGCCGUGGUCUCUUCGCCGUGCCCAUACAUCUUCUCAGUAUACUUACAUCGUCGUUGAAUAUUAACUUUAUGGGUUAUCAUUUCCAAGGUGCGCAGGUAUUAUAUUCUAUCAGGGUUGCAUUGCUGCUCUGUAGUAUUUGGUGGGCUGUCUUCCCCUCGCUCAUGGAACGUAGGCCACCAAGUGUGCAGGGUUCCAAACAGCAGAAACAAGCUUCCCUAAAAGCAGUACCAUCUCUAGCAUCUCCUAUUCACGUGCGUCGUCAAGCAUGGCUUACAGCCAUCCAGACAGUCUGGGUCCCACGGCACAAUUUCUUCCUCGAGGCUGCCGCGCUUGGUCUCAAGACAAUGAAGCUAAGCCUAAGGAAUCUCAUCGGAAUCCAUGGUUAUCAGAUGCUAACAGGUCUUACGGAGGACGAAGAGCUUGCCCGUGUCAAGGCAUGGGCAAUCGCCCUAGAUGCUCAACUAGCCGGAGGAGAUGUCGAGAUCAGCAAGAGCCGAUUGACUCUAACCUUGCUCGCUUCGGGAACUCUCCCCACCACACCACUUCGAUUGAUGCUUAAGGCGCUCCACAUUCGAGUUCUGUUGUGGGAGGUUGGUCUCUCUGGUAUCCAGCUUGGUAUCUUUAACACAUUUGCAUCUAAAUUGGCUCGAGCAAAAUGGAAUGAGGCAAAACAAUUACACAGACUCCUCACGCAGCUUCGCCGUGGCGGCCAGGAACAAUCUGAUGACGAGCUACCUGAUCACCUAGCUGCCUUGCUUGAGCAAGAUUGUGAUAUGGUCCUGAAUCCAAAUAUCGUUCAAAGGGCACAUAAUCUCGCCUGGAACCGCCCAACCGACUACAACGCUAUUGGAAUCAUUGACGGUAUGGAUACCGUAGUAGACGACUUAGCAGUCCGCUCGCCAAUGGAUGCUGUUGCAGCCUGGUGGUCAAACAUGACGCUACAAGGUGCACUUACGAAUAGUCUUCUAGCGCAAGAGGAUGAUGCGGACACAGUCCAGCAAGUCGAAGAUGACGUGUCGCUAGCCAUUAGAACCGCCCCGAUUGGAUCCAUCGCCCAAAAUCGUGCCUUAGUUACACGUGCGCUACUCUUUGAGGAGAAACGAAACAUCAACAUCAUGGCUGCAUUGCAAGCUAUUGGGCCUGUAACCCCAAUACUCUCAUCGAGUAGUCCAUUAGGCAGCCCUACCCGUACUGCGCCAUCAUCUCCCGCUCCUAUUAAGGUUCUCCCGCCUUCGCUAGUCAUGACCACUGAGAUGCGCACUGCUCUCCUAUGUGCCAUGGCCAUCGCCCAUCUUCAAAAAUUCUCUCCCCCUGAAGAGCCUGUGGAUAUCUAUGGUGUAAUCGAUCAAAUCCACCCUAUCAGUGAAAUGGGAUUGCUCGGUUACACCGCUACUUUCAAAUUAAUGGACCGACUUGCCAGUCAUGAAUUUGCUGCAGAAGCUUGCGCUGAUACGCUAGAGCGUCUUUCGGGCACACUGCGGAUAUGGACUGGGAAAGACUGUGGACUUGAGCCAGAAGUUCGGCGCCAGAUGAUUGAACGAUGUUUGACCGUAACCCGUGGUGUUGUUGGGAUGGGCAUCGAUACCGACACCGGCUAUGGCAGCAUGAGCGAAAGUGAGGACGACCAUAACGUAUCAGCCGAUUUCUCAACCGACUUCUCAACCGACACUGAUGUCGUAGCCAAGCAAAAGCCCGCCGCUAUCGACUUGGACGUUGCGUAG
Messenger RNA from Daldinia childiae, 3054 nucleotides. RefSeq names its product Sterol regulatory element-binding protein 1. Gene Ontology annotation, molecular function: protein dimerization activity. Gene Ontology annotation, biological process: positive regulation of transcription by RNA polymerase II; SREBP signaling pathway. The transcript has 3 exons. The coding region runs from base 1 to 3054 and encodes 1017 amino acids. The record is from RefSeq and is a predicted model, not a curated record. Lineage: Eukaryota; Fungi; Ascomycota; Sordariomycetes; Xylariales; Hypoxylaceae.